AUGCCUGUGAUGAAGGGAUUAUUAGCACCGCAGAACACGUUUCUGGACACUAUAGCCACACGGUUUGAUGGCACUCACAGCAACUUCAUCCUGGCCAAUGCCCAGGUGUCGAAGGGCUUUCCCAUCGUCUACUGCUCUGAUGGCUUCUGUGAGCUCACGGGCUUCUCCCGGGCCGAGGUCAUGCAGAAGAGCUGUGCCUGUAAGUUCCUGUACGGGCCAGAGGCCAGCGAAAGCAUCAUCCUCAGCAUUGAUGAAGCCCUGGAGGAGCGAAAGGAGUUUAAAGAUGAGAUCAUGUUCUACAAAAAGACAGCUGUUCUGUUCUGGUGCCUGCUGGACAUUGUGCCAAUUAAGAACGAGAAGGGAGACGUGGUGCUCUUUCUGGCUUCAUUUAAGGACACCACCGACACUAAAGCCAAAGCCAUCCAAGGGGACAAGAAGGAAGAGCGACGACGCGGCAGGGUGAAAACAGGCUCUCCAUUCAGCUCAGCUCGUCUGCGGAGCAGCACGGUACUCUACCACAUCUCGGGUCACCUGCACAGCAGAGAGAAGAGCAAGAUUAAACUCAACAAGAAUGUGUUUGGGGAUCCACCUGCUCUGCCAGAGUACAAGGUAGCAGAUGCCAAGAAGUCCAAAUUCAUCUUACUUCACUACAGUACGUUCAAAGCUGGUUGGGAUUGGCUGAUUUUACUUGCCACGUUCUACGUUGCUGUGACGGUGCCCUACAAUGUGUGCUUCAUCGGCGAUGAUGACGACCUGACCCGCAGCACGACUGUCAGUGAUAUUGCUGUGGAGAUACUGUUCAUCAUAGACAUUGUUUGUAAUUUUCGCACAACUUAUGUCAGUAAAUCGGGCCAGGUGAUCUUUGACGCUCGGCAGAUCUGCAUCCAUUACCUGACCACAUGGUUCAUCAUCGACCUGGUGGCCGCGUUGCCCUUUGACCUGCUCUAUGCCUUCAAAGUCAGCGUGGUGUCCGUGGUCCAUCUUUUAAAAACGGUACGUCUGCUCCGUUUGCUGCGGCUGCUCCAGAAGAUGGACCGCUACUCGCAGCACAGCACGGUGGUGCUGACGCUGCUGAUGUCCAUGUUCGCCCUGCUAGCCCACUGGAUGGCCUGCAUCUGGUACAUUAUCGGCAAGAUGGAGAUGGAGGCCAACGCCUACAACUGGGAUAUCGGAUGGCUUCAUGAGCUGGGGAAGCGUCUGGAGUCACCAUACUAUGCCAUAGGAAGUGUGAACGGGACCAGCAGCGGCCCCGCGAUCCGCAGCGUCUACAUCGCCUCACUCUACUUCACCCUCAGCAGCCUCACCAGCGUGGGCUUCGGCAACGUGUCGGCCAACACUGACAUCGAGAAAAUCUUCUCUAUCUGCGUCAUGCUUAUAGGAGCACUGAUGCAUGCAUUGGUCUUUGGUAAUGUGACAGCCAUUAUCCAGAGGAUAUACUCUCGCUGGUCCCAGUACCACACCAGAACCAAAGACCUCAAGGACUUCAUACGUGUCCACCACCUGCCGCAGAGCCUCAAGCAGCGAAUGCUGGAGUAUUUUCAGACGACCUGGUCGGUCAACAACGGCAUCGACUGCAAUGAGCUGCUGAAGGACUUCCCGGACGAGCUGCGAUCCGACAUUACCAUGCACCUUAACAAGGAGAUCCUGGAGCUGUCGCUGUUCGCCUCUGCCAGUCGCGGCUGCCUGCGCUCCCUGUCGCUGCACAUCAAGACCUCCUUCUGCGCUCCCGGAGAGUACCUCCUCCGACAGGGCGACGCACUCCAAGCCAUCUUCUUUGUCUGCUCCGGGUCCAUGGAGGUGCUGAAAGACGGCAUGGUGCUGGCCAUCCUGGGCAAAGGCGACCUAAUUGGGGCGAACCUGUCCUUAGAUGAUCGAGUGAUAAAAACCAACGCGGACGUGAAAGCCCUGACCUACUGUGACCUGCAGUGUGUUAACCUGAGGGGGCUGUACGAGGUGUUGGACCUGUACCCAGAAUACUCGCACAACUUCAUCCAGGACAUCCAGCAGGAUCUCACGUACAACCUGAGGGAGGGACAUGAGACGCACGUUAAGGCCAGACUGUCCACAACAGCUCUCGAUACUCAGUCUGGGGUGAAAAGGAAUGGACGAGUUGUCCAGGGCUAUCUGCCCAUCACGGAGGCACAGGAGGAACAUGACGAAGAUGAGGAGGUGGAGAAGGAGGAGGAGGAAGACGAAGCCAUGUCUGUGUCAUCGGAGCGGAACAAGGCUGGUGAACCUCGGGGACACAGGGGGAAGUCUCCGCUCAGCCGAUCCGGCCAGAAGACCGCGGGACAGCAGAGCUCCAGGACGUCUCAGAGAAAGAUCCAGGAAAUUACCCUCACUACCUUAGACCCGUCCAACCUCAGCCCCAGGAUAGUGGAUGGCACUGAAGACAUCGAGGGGACAGAGGGUUCCCUGGCUUUCCCUUUCUCCAACAGCCGAGGUUGUCCUGUCAAUAAACCAACCAGUGCCUCAGCAUCUGCCACAGAUACGCUGCAGAUCAGCACGGCAGAGUUAGCAGCUAAAGCAGAGGAGACGAGAGGACAACUGUGCCACCUCGACCAGCAGGUAAAUAACCUCGGGAGGGAAGUGGCCGACCUUGGACAACUCAUGAAGAGAAUGGCCCAACUCAUGGAGACCCUCGUGUCCUCAGCGCCACAACCUACACUAGUCUGCCCCACGCACUUCUCCCCGGCUCACAUCACAUACCUGCCCCAUCCUCAGGCUUACCCUUCACCAUCCUCUUCUCAGACUGCCUCCAUCUGGAUGGAUACGCCCAUCUCAUUGCCCUCUUCUCCCUGCACUGUCCCUCAGCAACAUGGUGCGAUGUUCCACGAGUACUCCGUCACACAUAGACCCCAGGACCUCCAGCUGGGGUACCCUGCUAUCCGCUGCUCAACUCCACCUCCAACUUGCAACUCAUCUCCCCUUCAACUACAGCCCGUCAUCUCAGAGCCUCACUCGCCUUCCUCACCUCUCAGCUCACCAGAGAUUUCCCACCAUAAAGACAGGGUUUCUGUCUGCUUCAGGUCAGAGGUACCGAGUCCACCUGCACAAGACGAGUGAGAUGAAGGCCCUCAUCGGAGCUCUGGGUGUUCUCAAACUGGACUCGGGGGCACCUACCACAACCCAACUAAGGGUUUGUAGCAGCCCUCCAUCUGAACUCUGCAGGACUUUUCCCCAGAUAUUUCUUUGGGAUAUGUUCCUUAACUGAAGAUCGAACUGAUCAACUGGGGUCCCCCAUAUCAUGGGAGGACGUUUGCAGAGAUGCAACCCAGAUUCCUUUUGUUUUAAAGGCACGUGUUUAAAAAUCUUGUUGCAUGAAAACAAGUACAGAAGGUUUAGGUGUGUUAGCUUUACCUUAUAGAAAUGUAGUGUUAGACAGGAUGUAGAGGUCUGGGUCAGUUGUGAAGCUGUAUGAUGGCAGCUCUGGGCACAGCUCACCCCUAAACCACGCCCUCCCCCAUCCCCUCCCCCCCGAUCUUGAGGCGGGAUUGUGCCAUAAUGGAGGACAAGAGGGAAACGGAGGAGAAGAAAGUUAUUUCUGUUCUCCCUUUGUUUUGCUUCUGGCUGGUGAUGGUUUCAGGUCGGCUGGGCUGGUUGGAGGAAGAGAAAGCAUCUUGAGUGGUGGAGGUGGGCUAUGGGGACAAAGAGGGGAGGGGUGGGGGCCGUUCACAUCCUUCCCCCCGACCGCCUAUCUUUGCCAUUUCCUCUCCUUUUAACCCUUCUUUGUUUGCGCUCUCAACCCACGCACGGUGCUCUGGAUUGCAUGAACCAGUGUGUGGCUGGUUACACUGGGAGCACAGUAUGGUGUGAGGAUGUAGAUGGGAUGCAUUGUGCUCUUUACCGCUGGCCCUCAGGGAAGGGGGGAUGGAGGGUGGAGGAAGUUGGUUAUGGAGGGGGUAUGUUAUGCCUUCAAGCAUCACAGCCCCUGCUGUCGUUUGUCUGCUUCUCUUUUCCAGUGCUUUUCUCCGCACACCUUCACUCUCUCUCUCUCUCUCUCUCUCUCUCUCUCUCUCUCUCUCUCUCUCUCUCUCUCUAUCUAUCUCCCUCUCUCCCCCCCUUCCUUCUCAAUCUAUCUCUUGCUCUCUGCAUGCCGUUCCAAGCCUUUUGAGUAGUGCCUGUAGACACACGUUAACAUGCUGCAUGUCACCCUGUGGAAAUCCAGCUUGCCAUUUAUCUAUCUAUUUAAAGGAAACGCGGUUCAAUCGUUUAGCUGAACCGAGCAUUUACUGAUGCAUAUUUAUUGGAUGUCGGCUCAGUUUAAACAACUGGGUGAUUUAGGCGCAAGGUAGUCGCCCCUGUUGUGAAGUGGCCUGGAGAAAAUUGCCAACUGCUAAAUUGGUUCAUGAUCCACGAUAGGGGCCGUUUCCCUGAUCGUCACCCAGGGUUACCAACUCUGAGAUCCAUUUUCUCAGCUGUUUAGAGCAAAGGCAAUAUUCCCGCAUAAAAGCACAAUAAGGAAAUAAAGACGCUUUUAUAUUUCUAUGAAUGUAUCAAUACUAAAGAUGUAUUUUUUUACCUCUAAGAAUGCAAGAGUGUAGGUUGGCAUUUAACGAUGCUACUGUAUAUGAGGUUAUGACCGUGGUGUCUGCUGGUACCAGUCAAUGCAAUCUUAAACCAGGAAACAAGGUCAGAACUCGCGUCCCUACAGAUCUACUGUUCUCUUUUGAAUUCAUGUAGGUUGGACUCGGCCUCUGUGCAAAUGGAAUGUACUGUAAUUACACAUCUUUUUCCCGUAACAUUUUGAUAUUAUUAGAUACAAAUAAACAUGUUAU
Cottoperca gobio is the source of this 4778-nucleotide messenger RNA. It is a transcript of the gene kcnh8, whose product is annotated as potassium voltage-gated channel, subfamily H (eag-related), member 8. Gene Ontology annotation, biological process: regulation of membrane potential; potassium ion transmembrane transport. Lineage: Eukaryota; Metazoa; Chordata; Actinopteri; Perciformes; Bovichtidae. Gene Ontology annotation, cellular component: plasma membrane. Gene Ontology annotation, molecular function: voltage-gated potassium channel activity. The record is from RefSeq and is a predicted model, not a curated record.